AUGCAGCAUCCUAAGAUCUGCCAGGGCAGCCUGGACCUCAACAAGGUGGACCCCAAGGGUGAACCUGGUGAGUAUGUGUUUCCAAGGUGACAGGAUGGUUCUGUGGAUUUAUUUCAUUUGUGGUCAUCCUACAAAGCAGGUUUGGGGAGCUAGGAGUCUGAGUUCUGGCUGGGGAAAUGAGAACUUCACCAGCUCACCCUUCAGGGGGAGUUCCCAGCAAGGGUAGAGCUGGAAGACUUUAAUGGCUCCAUUUCCACUGUGACUUUCUGUCUUAUGGGGGAGGCAGACUACUCCCAGCAGGCACUGAGCAAGUUCUCAGAGGCAUUGCAGGAAGGGACCGCAGGAAGGGACUCCUUGAGCUUCCACAGCAGGAAGCCUUUUACCACUGACACCGACCAUGACUCAAAUGGGAACAGCUGCUCAGAGGUUGUCCCUGGUGCCUGGUGGUAUGAAUCCUGUUAUCAAUCCAAUCUCAACAGUCACUAUGCAGUGUCUGAGGCCACUGCCCACAAGCAUGGCAUCAAUUGGGCCUCUAGCUGAGUUGUGGGUCACCCCUACUACAGGGGGUUCCAAUGA
Molecule: messenger RNA, 576 nt
Organism: Marmota flaviventris (yellow-bellied marmot)
Lineage: Eukaryota; Metazoa; Chordata; Mammalia; Rodentia; Sciuridae
Gene: Fcn3
Product: ficolin 3
Biological process (GO): complement activation, lectin pathway
Molecular function (GO): carbohydrate derivative binding; antigen binding; signaling receptor binding
Source: RefSeq, a predicted model, not a curated record